This is a messenger RNA of Linum tenue, 5863 nucleotides long. Lineage: Eukaryota; Viridiplantae; Streptophyta; Magnoliopsida; Malpighiales; Linaceae. The record is from the annotation of a GenBank genome assembly.
CAAUCGAUCUCCCUUCUUCCCCACUCCGCUUUUCACUUCCAUGACUCUUUCCAAUAUCCCAUGAUCUCCUUCACAUUAUCGCUACAUCAUAACUUCUUAAACUCAAUAACGAUCGCUUCUCCCAGUAUUCCUUCAAGAUACCCUUUUUAGGUUCCCCUUCCAAUCCCUCAGCUGCUGCCCGUUCUUGCACCGUUCUCUUGACUUACUGCGAAUAUGUGGAGGAAUUUCGCCAGACGAGUUUCUUCCUCCAAAAGGGUCAAAUUCCCUUCAAGCAGUGCUUCCCAAUGUCAAGAUUCCAACUUUCUCGACAGAAUUAGACCUCCGGUGCUUCCUUCCUGCUCCGAUUCCCUCCUCCAAAGCGCCGGAUUCCGCCGAAGUUGCUUCUCAACCAUUCAAAAUUUGAACUUGACCGGACCCUAUUCGAGUAUUCCGGCGGGUUAUUGUACGGUACCUUCGUUGAAGCGCUACGGGACUGCGGCGGCGCAAGUAGUUUCCUCGACGGACGAGUCCGACCUUUCUGGCUCCGAUGAGCUGCAGGAAAUGGUGAAGGAAUUCAACAAGCAGCAGCAGCAGCCGCAGCAGAAAAUGGAGUUGCGGCAACCACAGCAGCCGCCGCAGCCUCGCCGGCCGAAGAAGAUGGUGGCGGGAAUGGGCAUAGGGAAAUACAAUCUGCUCAAAAAAAGGCAGGUGAAGAUGGAGACGGAGGCGUGGGAAGAGGCGGCCAGAGAGUAUCAGGAGCUUUUGGUGGAUAUGUGCGAGCAGAAAUUGGCUCCCAAUUUGCCUUACGUGAAGACUUUGUUUCUUGGAUGGUUUGAGCCUCUGAGGAAUGCAAUUUUGGCGGAUCAGGAAGCUUGCAAGGAAAAGAACUCUAAGGCAUCCCAUGGGCCUUAUUUCAAUGAGCUUCCUGCUGAUAUGAUGGCUGUUAUAACGAUGCAUAAGAUGAUGGCAUUGUUGAUGACUACUAAUGGAGCUAAUGGGAGUGUGAGGGUGGUUCAAGCUGCUUGUGGUAUAGGUGAAGCAAUUGAACAUGAGUCCAUGAUUAAUAAGUUCUUGGAGAAGACUAAAAAGAGGGGCAAAAAAGCAAGCAAACCUGAAAUUGAACCCGACAGUGCCAGCGUGGCAAAUACAGAGGAGAAAUCAGGUGAAGACAGCGAUAAACUUAGAAAAAAAGUUACUACAUUGAUGAAAAAGCAAAAGCUUUAUCAAGUGAGGAAAAUGGUGAAGGAUCAUGAUGAUCCAACGCCUUGGGGGCAGGAAGCACAUGUUAAGGUUGGCUGUCGGUUGAUCCAAUUGCUGAUUGAAACCGCUUACAUACAACCUCCCGUCGAUCAAUUAGGAGAUGGUCCACCUGAUAUUCGCCCAGCAUUUGUGCACACCCUCAAGACUGUCACACAUGAGGCACAGAAAGUCAGUAGGAGAUAUGGAGUGAUUGAAUGUGACCCUCUAGUCCGUAAAGGCCUCGAGAAAUCUGCAAGACAUAUGGUCAUCCCUUACAUGCCGAUGUUGGUUCCCCCUGUGGACUGGAGCAAGUAUUUCAUCCCAGUCCUUUGCAAAUCGAUUGGAAUCUUGUAUUUACUGUCAUUUUCUUUCUUUGAUUCUGAGAUCGCUCAGAAUUUGCUAUCAUCUAGCGGCUUGAUAUAUGACAAAGGUGCCCACUUUUUCUUACCUUCUUAUGUUAUGAGGAUACAUGGGUCAAAACAACAACGACAAGUGCUUAAGAGGACUUCAAGGGAACAAUUAGAUCCUGUUUAUGAGGCCCUUAAUACAUUGGGGAACACCAAAUGGAGAAUAAACAAGAAGGUAUUAGCUGUAGUGGAUAGAAUAUGGGCAAGUGGAGGCCGUAUUGCUGGCUUGGUUGAUCGUGAAGAUAUUCCUCUACCUGAGAAGCUAGAAACAGAAGACGAGCAAGAAAUGCGGAGAUGGAAGUGGAAAGUAAAAAAUCUAAAAAAAGAGAACAGUGAGAGGCAUUCACAAAGAUGUGAUAUAGAGCUUAAACUUGCUGUGGCUAGAAAAAUGAAGGAUGAGGAAGGCUUCUACUACCCACACAACCUUGAUUUCAGAGGACGUGCUUAUCCCAUGCAUCCACAUUUGAAUCAUCUUGGUUCUGAUCUCUGCCGGGGUAUCUUGGAGUUUGCUGAGGGGCGACCUCUCGGAAAGUCUGGUCUGCGGUGGCUAAAGAUACACUUGGCAAAUUUGUAUGCUGGUGGCGUGGAUAAGCUAUCUUAUGACGGAAGGAUAGCAUUUACUGAGAAACAUCUUGAGGAUAUCUUUGAUUCCGCUGAGCAACCUCUUGAAGGAAAGCGGUGGUGGUUAAAUGCCGAGGAUCCAUUUCAGUGCUUAGCAGCAUGUGUUAAUCUCACAGAAGCAUUGAGAAGCUCCUCCCCAGAGAUGACCUUAUCAUACAUGCCUGUCCACCAGGAUGGCUCUUGUAACGGUUUACAACAUUAUGCUGCUCUUGGAAGGGACAAGUUAGGAGCUGCUGCAGUAAAUCUUGUUGCAGGUAACAAACCUGCCGAUGUUUACUCAGGAAUCGCUACUAGAGUUCUUGAAAUUAUGCGUAUAGAUGCAGAGAAAGAUCCAGCAACUAAUCCGAAUGCAUUGCAUGCCAAGCUUUUGAUUGAUCAGGUUGACAGAAAAUUGGUUAAACAAACAGUGAUGACAUCAGUGUAUGGUGUCACCUAUAUUGGUGCUCGUGACCAGAUAAAGAAAAGGUUAAAAGAGCGUGGUGCAAUAGAUGAUGGGCUUCUGUAUCCUUCAGCUUGUUAUGCAGCAAAAACUACCUUGACUGCUCUAGAAGAGAUGUUUGAAGGAGCAAGAAGUAUCAUGGCCUGGCUCGGGGAAUGUGCAAAGAUAAUUGCCUCGGAAAAUGAGCCUGUGCAAUGGAUUACUCCUCUUGGACUCCCUGUUGUACAGCCUUACCGACAACUGGGUAGACAUUUGAUCAAGACAUCACUUCAGAUGCUGGCCCUGCAGAGAGAAACUGAUAAGAUAAUGGUUAAACGGCAAAGAACUGCUUUCCCUCCAAAUUUUGUUCACUCCCUAGAUGGGUCUCACAUGAUGAUGACCGCUGUUGCCUGCAGAAAGGCUGGUUUAAACUUUGCAGGUGUCCACGAUUCUUAUUGGACGCAUGCAAGUGAUGUCGACGAAUUGAACAGAAUACUUAGGGAAAAGUUUGUUGAACUUUACGAGGCGCCUAUACUGGAGAAUUUGUUGGAGGCGUUUCAGAAGUCCUUCCCUAAAUUAAAGUUUCCUCCUCUGCCAGAUAGAGGAGACUUUGAUCUGAAAGAUGUCCUGAUAUCUCCCUAUUUCUUCAACUAGUUUGGAUGUAAAGAAUGCUGGUUGAACUCAACAAUGCCAAAAUUGUGCUGUGCCAACUUUACCGGCCUACGGAAUAUGCAAGUUUUGUCCAUACCGGGCCUUGCCCUAGUAUUCUGAAAGACAAGCUCCGGGGACCCAUUCUUCAAGAAGAGGCUGGUUGACAUGAGAAGUCACCACAGGUCGAGUUUGCGAGGAAUUGUACAUAUUGCAACAGAGGAAAUGUGUAUAGUUUACUGGCUUGAGAUGUUCCUUUUGCAACUGCUCCUGUGAGGAGAAUGAGGAGAGGCCACUAGCACUGGUGAAAUUGCAGAUCUUUGAAGGACACACAGUUUGGGUCAUGAUCAUCCUAAUUGCGCUCUGCUACGAUCCAGGUAAUUUCUCGAGUAAUAAGAAAGCAUCAGCAGAUGUUGGGAAAAGAAUGCGAGCUUGGGAUGCAAUGCAACUUUAUCUUCUUUUGCUUUAUGGUAGAUUCUUGAUAGAUUUCUUAAGAUUGGCGAAAAAGCUGGAGUGAACAUUGUAACCUGGGAUCUGGGUUGUCUGUACCGAUAGAUUCAAGGGAUGAACUCACAUUCUAUUGUACUUGUUGCGGAUGAUUACUUAGUAUAUGCCGAAUCAAUUUGUUCAAUGUGACACAAAACCUAAUACAAAAUAAAAGAGUGAAAGGAAAUUCCAAUUGUAGAGACUGGAAUGGGUUAGGGUUUACUUCAGUUUACAGAAAAUGAAGGCAUAUACAUAAGCUUCUUGGGUCUCAAGUCAACACUGGAUGGCUGAGUACCAAUUUCUUUCAAUGGACUACCAUUUUUGUAUGAUGCAUGUGAUUGUAAGACAAAGUAAAACUCUAUAGAGGAAGUAACUAGAAGUGUCUAAAUUUGAUGUCUGUGUGAUGAUCUACUUCUUCAAAUUGGCGCCAGUUGCUAUGGAGAUAGUUUCUUUCUCAGCAAGGCAUAGGCAUCACUGUAUAUAGCAACUGAGCACGAGAGCACAGCUAGGAAAAUCAUGAAAAUAGACAAAAUCUUCUCCUUCUUUGUUGCUAUGGCAUGUGGAUCCCUGAAACCCAAACAAGUACAAAUCAACAAAAAUGAAGCUUUAUUUGGAACCGUUACCUGGAUUGCAAGAAAUUAGUUAGGGAAGCACUAAACCUGAGAGCGAUUGCAGCUGGGAAGAUAAAACCGAGGCAGACUGCUGAUGUCGCCCCAGUGAACUGGAAAGCAUCCCAGAUACUCGGUACAAAAUCUGCUCCCAGAAAGAUCAUACAAAUGAGUGCUAUUGUGAGCAAUAUAAACCUUCUGGUAUCUAAAGCAAGAUCCCUGGCCGAUGGAAAGAGCAGCUCAUCGAUGUUGCUUCUCAGGGGGUAGAAAAGCACUGGGAAAACAAGCAUCAAGUGGAGAGCAUAACUGACUCGAAUGACAUCAUUGAGCACAGAGCUGUAAGGAAUGCCGAGGUCUGUGUUGAAGUUAGCCAGCACAUCAUCGAGUGUCGAGUCACCAAAAAGGAGGAAACCGAAGAAGCUUAUCAUAAUGUAGACAAAAGAGCAGAGAGCUAGUGAAGCUUGCACAACUUUUCGUAUCUUGGUAGGGUCUUCAAGUUCAUUCUCAAUUGUAUGAACGUUGAAAUGACAUAUGAAAGCUGUCACAAGCACGGGUACAGCAGUGAAGAGAUUCCAGAAUGAUGUGAUGCUAGUAACAUUAGGAAGCAACCUUGGCAUGGAGACGCUUCCAUUGAUCAAUUUGAAUGCUGCAAUUCCUGCUGUUAUGACGAGGAAAACGACUGCAAGUGCAACUGCUACAGCCGACGAGAACUUCAACGAAUCUAUGUGCUUUAAGCAUGCCAAUGGAGAAAAUACAGCAAAUGUCAUGACGAGGAAAACAGCAGUACGGCCAUUCCACCAUUGGCUUCCAAACCAUUCCUCCAGGACACCCCUCUUGUGAAUCCCAUUUGCAGAUGUUGUUCCAGAAAGUCAUACCAAUGAUGAUCAUGUAAACAACAAGAACCCCGACGUUAUUGAGCAGCACACAAAUCUGAAGCAGGGUUCUGCCGCCAUUCCCAAACGCGUCCUUCAUAACUCCGCCGUACGAUUUCACUUCCUUCCCGGCUUUGCUGUAUCUCAGCAGCAUUUCCAGCGACCGCUCUGUGAGAACCGCGACUAACACUAUGAGCGCGAUUCCGAGCCCCAGGCCCAGGAUUUUCAUGGUGGCUGGCAAUGCCAUGAUUCCGGCUCCGAUAAUCGUUGUGGAAAGAGUGAAGACUGAACCAGUGAAGGAAGCCCUGAUUCUGGUGUGACCACCAUCACCGAACUGCGAUUCCUGCUCCUCGUGAAGCAACAAUGGCGAAAUUGAUGAGGAACCAUCGAUGGGGAUUCGGUAAUUGGGUUCUCCCCUGCUCUUCAUUUGUUCAGUGAGUUUAAUUGAAGAGGAAAGAUGGUUCCUUUUUCGUGUUGGGAAUGGAGGGAAAAUGGAGGAAGGCCGCCGAAUGGAAUGAGUAGGCGUUCUUAUCAGUAGGAUGUGAAGCUGAGGUAGUCAUUAGUGGCAUUUUGGGAGUAUUUCUU